CUAGGUCGUUUUGGAUGCAGUUUUCCGUACGUUCAGCUCAACCCCCCUUUCGGUUCACCACAACUGAUCUCCCGUCAACCUCCCCUGUACCCACAGCCUCAAAGCCAUUCUCCUUUCGCAUUGGCUGUCGGGUCGAAACUACUGUGGGAAUGCAUGUGCUUCUCGUUUGCAGUUGUAACGUUCAAACUUCCGGAACUGGUGCCUUUACACCCCAUGUUCAACGGCCAUUCCGCUCCUCUGUUUUACAUGCAUCUCGUCGCCAGAAUCCCUUUACGUCGAAUCUAUUUUCGCAUGGUUUCGAAGCUCUUGUCUGAUAUUGUUUUAUCGCCUCGUCUCUCAAUGACGCUACCUUGGGCUUCAUGGAUGUCGAUCCAAAGCCGGAGCCUUGGAAACGGAAUUGUGCCGCAUAACUUCUGCCUAUCCGUUGAUCGCACGGUGGCGCUUCCCACGGUAUCCGUUGCUGCCAUAGGUCACAUCUUCGGCCUUGCCGGGAAGGAAGAGGAUAGAGGUGUCCCGUGGGGUAUGAUAUCACUUCCGACCUUGAUUGGAAGCGGCGCAACUGGUCAUGCAUCCAGCCUUAUGAUCAAGCUUAUUUCAUUUUCACCCUGGGCUGCUCGACAACAGGGAGCUAUCAUUUUGCGAUUGCGCCAACGCACUCUUCAACUGCACAUAACUUUCUUCCUCGCCAUCGGCGAGUCCACAAUCAGCGAUUACCUUAGAUUUUACGAACUCUUCACAAAUUUCAUGAAGAUCAAACAAGCUCAGACGGUUCGGAAGCGGGCCCCACAACUUGUCGACCCAACACCAUCCACGCCGGCCACAGUGUCCAUUCCGUCAUAUCAACUAAACCAUCAGACAACCAUGCAUGUAGAAGAAUCGCUUAAUACCCAAGCCAGGCUUGCUUCGGUCACCGGUUUGAUCUACAGCGGGUAUGAACGCCAGUCAAACAUCACAUUUCCCCCUCUAAUUCGCUUCACUUUGGAAAUUCUAGGGAAGCCAGGAACGUAUCGCGUGUCUUCAUUGGAAAUGCUCGCCUUACCGUACCGUGGAGAGAGCCUUUUGACAGCACCCAUGGCAUCGGGUCACGUAGAGACCAUCCCAACUGCUUCCGCAAGCUUCGAGCAAACUCGACAAACUCUUAUUUCCUUCACAGUGGAGCUUUGCCCCCGAGCUAAUCAGGAUGUAGCAGCUAAGUUCAGUGUUCCCACACCAACCUAUCGCACCAAUUCCAUUCGACAACCGCUAUGUCAUGGGGCUUCUUUAUAUGCAUGGAAAACUGGGAAUAAACCCCUAUACACAUACCAAAGUUAUCUCAUGUCUUACUUCACUGCCUCCUUCACCGCCUUAAGAUUCUUCAAAGCCGGUUUUAGUGACACGAAAACGACUUCCGUAGGCGGCCUUAUAUACAAACGGGUUCGAAUGGCACCUGAAACCUGUGUUCUCGCGCUACCACCUUCAUCGCACUUCUCAAACCCCUACCUGUGGGUGUCAAACUCGAGGCCUAAUUUAGGUCUCAUUAAAUUUCAAGAGCAUCCAGCCAAAAACUAUCUAUCGAUAGAAGCACGGUCUGUAUCCUACUAUCUUAUAUCGAACCAAAACAUGGCCCUUGAGCAACCCAUGCUACAUCUACAUUCCAUUCAUCGCUCCUUACCUACAUUUCCCGAUAUCCAUUCCAAGAGAGUAAAGCUGAACGCUAUCGCAAGACCCACGACACUCUCUUCUUCAUUAGCAUUAUCGAAUCUCCCACUCAAACUGUACUGGAGCCACCGAGGUGGCCUAGGAGGGGCGGAACUCGGUAGUUCGGCAGUGCUUGCGUUGGAUACUCUGGAGAACCUCGUGAUCUUCUACUACCCGAAUUUUGUCAACUAUAUCGUUUAA
Lindgomyces ingoldianus is the source of this 1878-nucleotide messenger RNA. RefSeq lists its product as uncharacterized. The record is from RefSeq and is a predicted model, not a curated record. The coding region runs from base 154 to 1878 and encodes 574 amino acids. NCBI's taxonomy places the organism in Eukaryota, Fungi, Ascomycota, Dothideomycetes, Pleosporales, Lindgomycetaceae. The transcript has 17 exons.